AUGGGUCAACUUAUAGGACAUACUGUUGAAAACGGAUUCAAUUUAUAUUAUAAUCCAGAAAUAAUGCCUAGUCCUUUAGAAGAUCCCACCUACGAUCCCCUGCAAGGUUUUAAUAAUGGAAGGAAACCGAGGGCGAUGGUGGCCACAGAAGACGAAAUGAGAUCGGCCAAAGUACCGUUGGAAGAUAGAGAUUAUUGCGCGCAUUUGUUAUUAAAAUUUUUAAAAUGCAGAAAAGACAAUUGGCCUUUCGUUAUUAAUUGUAAACAUGAAAAGCACGAAUACCUCGAGUGUAAAUACGAAGAUUUCAUCAUAAGAAUGAAGGAGUUUGAGAGAGAGAAGAGGUUGAGGAGCAAAUAUGGCGGACCUUGUACCGAAAAAAUAGACAAUAUUAAGAACACAAAGAAAAAUUAA
Messenger RNA from Diorhabda sublineata, 411 nucleotides. RefSeq names its product NADH dehydrogenase [ubiquinone] 1 beta subcomplex subunit 7-like. The transcript has a single exon. Gene Ontology annotation, cellular component: mitochondrion. Lineage: Eukaryota; Metazoa; Arthropoda; Insecta; Coleoptera; Chrysomelidae. The record is from RefSeq and is a predicted model, not a curated record. The coding region runs from base 1 to 411 and encodes 136 amino acids.